This is a messenger RNA of Lottia gigantea (owl limpet), 663 nucleotides long. RefSeq lists its product as hypothetical. Bases 1 to 663 code for a protein of 220 amino acids. The transcript is spliced from 3 exons. The record is from RefSeq and is a predicted model, not a curated record. Lineage: Eukaryota; Metazoa; Mollusca; Gastropoda; Lottiidae.
AUGUCAAUGAUAAUUGCUCAAACACAUCUUCCCGGUAAUAAUUACACUGGUCCAGUUGGAGAUCCCGAUCGUAUUUUCAAAUAUAAAAGCAAAUUCGAAAAAGGCUACGUUGGAUUUUGGACCAACGAAAUAUUUAUCGUAGAUAAAGUAAACAGCACAUCACCUCCAACAUAUGAAUUAAUCGGUCAAGACAAAGAACAAAUCAUAGAUACUAAAAAACCUUAUUCAACAGCAUGGAUAAAUAAAGCAAAACCUUAUUUUGUGGAACAAAUUGGAGACACACUUCAAGGUGAUUUAGAUAUGAAUAAUUUUACCAUAACUAAUUUAAAGUUACCAGAAAAUGAUUAUGAUGCUGUUCACAAGAAAUAUUUAAUGGAUCAAUUAAAUUUAAUUGAAGUAAAUAAAGACCAUUUAAAAGAAAGAAUAGGCGAUGUGAAAAGAUACUUCAAACGACAAAUAAUAAUAAAGUUAUUGACUAAAUUACAACAAGAAGUAACAAGUUUAAAAAGUUUUAUUGAAGAACAAUUACUUAAUGUAGUAGAUAAAACUCAAUUACAAACUUUAAGUUCAUUAAUAUCUAAUUUAGAUGAUAAGAUUACAAAACAAAAAGUAGAUCUUAAACAACUAAUAGCCAACAUUAAUCCAAGUUUAAGUGAAGAUUAA